CAGAGGCUGUUGAUUAAUAUGCUUGCAUUACUAGUCAUUAACAAAAAUGGCUUCAUUUUCCUUUCCCAUUACCACUACUGCCUUUGUUAUCUUGCUUCUAAGUCUUACCUCCAAUGUGUUCAACAACUCAGCAGCCAAACACAGCCAUUCCUCCUCCGUUAAGGGCAUAAAAAACCCGAGGCUGCAAAAAGCCUACAUUGCUCUCCAAGCUUGGAAACGUGUUAUCUACUCUGAUCCUAACAACUUCACUUCUACUUGGGUUGGCCCUUCAGUCUGCAACUACACUGGCAUAUAUUGCGCGCCAUUCCCUAAUAACACCAAACUCCAAGUUGUUGCUGGCAUUGAUCUGAACCAUGCUGAUAUAGCCGGUUUCCUACCUGAGGAACUCGGUCUUCUCAAUGACUUAGCGUUGCUGCACCUAAACAGCAAUCGCUUCUGUGGAAUCCUCCCACUCUCUUUAUCCAACCUCACUCUCUUGCAUGAGCUUGAUCUCAGUAACAACAGAUUCGUAGGACCUUUUCCUAACGUUGUCCUCUCUCUGCCUUCCUUGAAAUAUCUUGAUCUUCGCUACAAUGAGUUUGAAGGCCCAUUGCCUCCUCCACUCUUUAGCAAAGAUCUCGAUGCUAUUUUCGUUAACAAUAACCGUUUAACUAACGUGAUCCCUUCAAAUUUAGGAUCAAGCUCUGCUUCUGUUGUGGUUUUUGCUAAUAACUACUUUGGAGGAUGCUUACCACCAAGCAUAGCCAACUUUGCAAACACCUUAGAAGAGUUGCUCCUUACUAAUACUGGCUUAUCAGGGUGUUUGCCUCCUGAAGUGGGAUUUUUGUACAAGCUAAAAGUUCUUGAUGUGAGCAACAACAAGUUAGCAGGGACAAUACCUUAUACUAUUGCUGGUUUAGCUCACUUGGAGCUACUAAAUUUAGCACAUAACAUGUUUAGUGGAACUGUACCAGAGGGAAUAUGUGUAUUACCUAAGCUCUCAAACUUCACAUUCUCUUAUAACUAUUUCUGUGAGGAGCAAGGUAUUUGCAGCAACUUGACAUCAAAGGGCAUAGUGUACGAUGAUCGUCGUAAUUGUUUGCCAGAAAAGCCUCUUCAGAGAAGCAAGAAGGAAUGUGAUGCUGUGGAUGAGCAUCCCAUUGACUGUUUAGCAUUUCAUUGUGGCACUUGAUACUGUUUUCAUGUGUUGGUUCUACUGAAAAUGUGACAAAUUAGUACUAGCAUGAGUUUUCCUUUUAACUUUUUUUUCAAAUUUAGUAGCCAAUGUGAAAAAAGAAUAAAGUCAAUAGUAAUUCUGUAAAAUAUGGUGUGUGAUGAAGUUUUUCUUAUGUUGGUUAUUUAACU
Solanum verrucosum is the source of this 1344-nucleotide messenger RNA. RefSeq names its product leucine-rich repeat extensin-like protein 4. Gene Ontology annotation, molecular function: protein binding. The transcript has a single exon. The coding region runs from base 47 to 1171 and encodes 374 amino acids. The record is from RefSeq and is a predicted model, not a curated record. NCBI's taxonomy places the organism in Eukaryota, Viridiplantae, Streptophyta, Magnoliopsida, Solanales, Solanaceae.